Ruditapes philippinarum (Manila clam) is the source of this 925-nucleotide messenger RNA. RefSeq lists its product as uncharacterized. Gene Ontology annotation, cellular component: membrane. NCBI's taxonomy places the organism in Eukaryota, Metazoa, Mollusca, Bivalvia, Venerida, Veneridae. The coding region runs from base 98 to 757 and encodes 219 amino acids. The transcript is spliced from 3 exons. The record is from RefSeq and is a predicted model, not a curated record.
GAUUGAUCGGUCAUAUAUAAGUUUAUUGGGCCAUAGUUAUUAAAGUAGAGUUAUGAUUAUAUCUUAAUGUUGGAUUGAACAAUAUAGAUCAGAAGUCAUGUCAAUAAUAGAAACAUUUAAAGAAACGGGGAUAUUUGUUAAAAUUAGCAGUAGUUCACUGCUUGUGUCUCUUUUGUUUGUGUGGAUAGCAUUUACGUGCACGGGUUGGGGAGGUUAUGACAGGAAAGAAGUUCCCAGCGUAAAAAAUGGGAUGCAUUUUGGACUGUGGCGGAUUUGUGAUGAUUCGAUAAUAGUAACGCCGUGCAAACCUCUGGAUGGAGUUACGAAUGAGUGGUUUGGAACUGUUCAAGCGUUCGUGAUAUUUGGGUUUCUUGGAAUAAACGUGGCAUUCUUUCUCCUCAUAUUGUACGUAUUUGUUCCAAGUUGUCAAAGAAACGGAGAGGUUGGCAAGGCAGCAAGCAUCAUUUGUUUUGUAACGGCUGGCUUUUAUUUCAUCGGCGUAAUAAUAUUUGGCGUGAGAUACAAGCGUGAUUACAUAGAGCAAUACGAGCAAAAUUUUAAAUUUGGAUACUGCUACUUCUUGUCAAUAGCUGCAAUUCUUUUCGAGGGCGGUGCUGGGGUACUACUAUUCCUGGAGGCGAGGAUGAACGGAACGCAGACACCUACGGAAAGACAAAAUCUAACGGUAUCCACGGCGUCUAGUUAUCAAGGGAAUCCAACCUACGGAGCCUCGACAAACCGAGAUACAGUCGAGUAGAAAAUUACAAUGGCAUCAUAAGAUAACAUUCUCUUGUCUCGCUAUGUGUAGAAAAUCUUUUCGUAUUCUUUUUGGUUCUUGAAACUGUUCUGUAGCAUAAUAACAUUAAUUUGUAAAAUGAUGAUUAUAUCUUUUAUAAAUAAAAAAUCUGCAAAACAAAAUGGAAAA